AUGAUUUUUCCCAAGCUCUUCGGGACCAGAACCCAGGGCCGCUCUUGGUGGCCCAACUGUCGCGCGGGUCAAUUCUUCCUCUUCCCAGCAGUCAUCUUUUCGGUUCUAUUGUGGAUUUUCGUUAUCGCUUCUGCUAUAUACAGCGUGGUGCUAGACAACAAAAGCGCCCGUGCUUUGAACGCUCCCAUCUGGUGGCACAGAGUCUCUGAUGACUGCACUAUUGCUCAGGGACAAAUCGUUGCGUUAUUAUUUGGCAUCUGCUUUGAAACCGUCCAACUCUCAAUCCACAUUUUCCUUUUCUCAACAGGCAGACUCCACCCGAUCACGGCGCUCGUGCUCUCCAUCCUCUCCUUCGGCAACUGGUUUGGCUCCUCCUUUUAUAGUCCGCUGGCUAAUCUCGCAGCCGAAAGACAAUUCCCAGCUACCUGGGAGACGCUGUUCUGGAUACGUCAGGCUCUCGGAUAUUGCCUUCUCCUCCUGUAUUUGGCGUAUAUUGUACACGCAUCCAUUGCUACACACAGGUGGCGGAUUGCCAAGAAGAAGCGAAGAACAGAGGAGCAAGAGACAAACAUAAAGUUGGAAGAUAUCGAAUAA
Molecule: messenger RNA, 594 nt
Organism: Coccidioides immitis RS
Lineage: Eukaryota; Fungi; Ascomycota; Eurotiomycetes; Onygenales; Onygenaceae
Exons: 2
Coding region: 1-594 (197 amino acids)
Source: RefSeq, a predicted model, not a curated record